AUGUCCACUGCUCGCUCUGAUGAAGAAUACGCGGUCCUUAAGUCGUGGUGGCAAGCUACGAAAGACUACACGCGGAGAACGAAGGUUGACGAAGAGAAACCAUGCUCAUGUGGAUUGAAGAAAGCCCCUAAUCUGGAUGAAAUCGAGGCCAGAGAUGAAUUUCACACGACUCAGCAGAAAUUGCAGGAGUUCUUGAAUUUCGUGGGACCGGGGUGGCUAAUUUGUGUAGCGUAUAGUGAUCCAGGAAAUAUGUACGCGUCGAUUUCGUCAGGGGCGGAGUUUGGUUAUACUCAAAUUUGGAUCUUGUGGUGGGCCAUAGUCUUUUCAUUGUUUGUGGGCGGUCUGUGUACGUAUUGUGCACACUACAGCGACCACAGUCUGUCUGAGCUCAUGUGCUGUGCGUAUCCUAUGCCCAUGCGUAUCAUUAUGUGGCUAUUAGGAGAGAUCACCAUCAUCUUCACAGAUAUGCCGGAGGUCAUUGGAUUCGGUAUCGCCUUAAAUAUAUUGUUUAAUUGGCCCAUUCCAGUUGGGAUCUGCUGCUCGUUGGUGACGACGAUGGUGUUCCUUAUACUCGAAAAAAUGCAGGGCCGAUACCUAGAAGGUAUUGUGGCGUUUUUUAUGACUAUCCUGGGCGUGUUGCUGAUUGUGGAGAUGGCCAUGGCUAACAUAGACCCCGAUCAGAUGGCGUACUACUGGGCAGUUCCCACGGUAUUGAACGGCUCUCUCUUCUCCGGACUCGGAAUCGUGGGUGCUGUGGUCAUGCCCCACAAUCUGUUCCUGCAGACAACCUCCGCAAUGCUCCGCAACAAAGAAGCGGCCGCCGCACUCUUGAAGCGUCACGAGGAAAAGAAAAAGGAGGAAACAUCCGGACAAAUAAGUGUUGAACCGAGCAUCUCAAUGCAGGAUGGGACUGAGAUGACAACGACUUCCGAUGCACACAUCGGCUCGUCAAGCGAUAUUAGCUCAAUUGGCACUAAAGCGUCCACCGCAACACUG
Sphaeroforma arctica JP610 is the source of this 996-nucleotide messenger RNA. RefSeq lists its product as hypothetical. The record is from RefSeq and is a predicted model, not a curated record. Gene Ontology annotation, cellular component: membrane. The annotation marks the transcript as partial. The transcript has 8 exons. Gene Ontology annotation, molecular function: manganese ion transmembrane transporter activity; cadmium ion transmembrane transporter activity. Gene Ontology annotation, biological process: metal ion transport. NCBI's taxonomy places the organism in Eukaryota, Ichthyosporea, Ichthyophonida.